This is a messenger RNA of Benincasa hispida (wax gourd), 5748 nucleotides long. Lineage: Eukaryota; Viridiplantae; Streptophyta; Magnoliopsida; Cucurbitales; Cucurbitaceae. The record is from RefSeq and is a predicted model, not a curated record.
GGAGCUUUUCUUAUUCCUUUUCUAUUUUGGCGGUUGGGGAAGGAGAGCUUUCGGAGGGCUUAUAGUACUCUCACCCGAGUUCAACACUUGAGAUUUAUCCUUUUGAAUCGAGAACCCUUUCGCCGUUCUUACAUAUUCAAGGAAACCGGGAGAUUCACAACAGUGACGGCGAUGGCGAUUACUCCGAUGAUAAAAAUUAUAAAGCCGUUGAUCAGAAUACCCUCUUUUAUCUCAUAUUGGUGAGUUUCUUUUUUCCUACUCUCCGUGUUUUUGUGCGGUUAUCUUCGAAUUAAGGUUCUUGUUGUCUCUGCUUGUUAUCUUCUGUCAAUAAUUUGGGGAUUUUGGAUUACUUGUGGCAUGUAAUUUAAGUACCUUAUUUAGAAGGUUUUUUCAUGAGCUGUCAUUUUCUCCUUCCUUCUUCUACGAAUUGGCUAUAUAUCUUGGUGCUUUCUUUUGUUGCUACAAUGAUUGGAUAGAUCCAGUCUUCUGUAAAGCUCAGGUGGAAUAAAGCACAAUAGUCUUUGGGACUAAAGUGCAAGGUACAAAAAAGUACUACAAUUGAAGUGGAAAUAUGGAAAAAAAAAUACCCCUAAAUAUAAUAAAUUUGCAUUUAGGUUUAGUAAAAUUUGAUUUUUUGGGUUAAUAAAGAAGAAAAUCCUAAUUAUUACUAUCUUUUAAAAAUAAAGAAAAAGUCCUAAGGCCAGUCUUGGGACUUCACAGAAGGCAGGCGUGCAUUAUUUUGUGAGCCUCACCUAUUCAAGGUGAGACACUACAUUUGUGCCUUGAGCCUAGGUGCGCCCGUGAGGAGGUUUUUAGAACACUGGAUAGAUCAAUCUUGCUUCCUUGUUUUAGAAAGCAACAUGGAAUUGAAGAUUACUUAGUUGGUCCUAUCUUUUUGGUAGGGUAUGUUAGAAUGUUUAUUCGGAUAUGAUUUAGGCCAAUGGGUCCUUUCCCUUUUGCUCUCUAUACAUGGGCCUUCCCAUUGCUGGUUAUGGACAAUAAUGGGUGCAUUUCUAGUGCCCCCAAUUCAGGCUGCUAACUAUCUGAACAUUAAGAGUCUACUGGAUCUCACAUGCCAGACUGUGGAGAGGAAAUUUGAAAGACAAAAAAGUUAAUAUCUUGUUUUUUGGAAUUCAAUAACUAUUCUGUUGGCCAAAAAGUUAGCUUUUGACAUGAUUCUUCAUGCAUAAAAUUAACUUAUAUUUAGAGCGGGUAUGUACGUCUUAGCUAGGGUUUUUUUUUUUUUUUUAAAUAUAUAAUAAUAAUAAUAAUUAUUAUUAUUAUUUAAAUCUUGCUACCGUUAUGCAACAUCUCGCAACUAUCUUCCAACAUCCAAACAUGAAACGUCUAACUCAAACUCAUUUUUAUACUUGUUUUAUGUGAUUUAGGCUGGAUAUGUAUUUUAUCUAGCUUGCUUGCUACUGUAUUUUUUCUUUCUCGCAAUAAUUCGCAAUUAUCUUCCAACAUCCGAACUUGAAACGCUUAACUUAAACUCAAUUUAUAUGUGUUUUAAGUGAUUUGGGGUGGAUAUAAACAUGUUUUAACUAGCUUUUUAGCUACUAUUUUUUCAACAUCCAAACCAAAUUAUUUUUAUACUUGUUUUAGGUGAUUUAGGGCAGGUUUACACAUGUUUUAGAUAGUUUUUAGGUCAUGUUUUUUUAUCUUGCAAGUUGCAACUAUCUUCCAACUUCCAAACUUAAAACGACUAACGCCAAAUCAUUUUUAUAAUUGUUUUAGGUGAUUUAGGGUGAGUUUACACAUGUUUUAGGUGAUUUACGAGAUGUUGGUAGAUAAUUGCAAGAUCAUUGUAAGAUAAAAAAACAGUAACUAAAAACACCCAAAAACAUGUUCCUACCCAUCCUCUUGACAUAGUUAGAAAAGUGAUUUAGAGUUGGGUGUUUCAAUUUGGAAGUUGGAAAAUAGUGGUGAGAUAAAACCGGUACCUAAAAAACAUCCUAAAACAUGUUCAUACCCACCCUAAAUCACCUAAAAUAGGUAUAAAAGUGAUUUGGAGUUGGACAUUUCAAGUUUGGAUGUUGGAAGAUAGUUGCGAGAUAAAAGAUAUUACCUAAAAAAACUUGCUAAGACGUGCAAAACCACCCUAAAUCAGCUCAAACAAGUAUCAAAAUUAUUUGGGGUUAGACAUUCCAAGUUUGGAAGUUGGGAGAUAAAAAACAGAAGCUAAAGAACUUGUUAAAACUAGUGUAUAAUCAUCCUAAAUCGCCUCAAGAAUAAAAACGAUUUGGAAUUAGGGAGUUCAAUUUUGGAAGUUCGAAAAUAGUUGCGAGACAAAAAAAAUAGCUAAAACACUUUUCAAACUAUUGUAAAACCACCCUAAAGCACCUUAAACAAGUAUAAAAAUGACUUGGAGUUUGGAAUUUCAAGUUUGGAAAUUGGUAGAUAGAGGCGAGAUAAAAAACAAUUGCUAAAAUUACUAAAUCACCUAAAACAAGUAUAAAUAUGAUUUGAAGUUAGACAUUCCAAGUUUGGAAGUUGGAAGAUAGUUGCGAGAUAGUUGACAUAAAAAACAGUAGCUAAAAGACUCGCUAAAUUGGUGUAAAACCACCCUAAAUCACCUAAAACAAGUAUAAAAAUGAUUUGGAGUUAGGCAUUUCAUAAUGCACUUUCCAACAAUCGAUGUAAUUCAUAGGUUUAAUGGUCUUUCUCCAUUUAUCUCUUAUUUUGUCUAGUAGCCAUUAAGUUUCUGUUAUAUGAUUGCUUAUCGGUUUUUUAUUUUUUGCUAUUAUGGCUUUAGUAUGGUGAAUCGUUUUGUAAUAUUACAAUUGUCCAAAUGCAUGGAUCCAAAGUUGGAAUAAAAAUUUAAAACUAGAUACUAACCUGUAGUCGUAGCAGUCAAACUUGUACAUCAAAAUAAGUUCAACAAAGAAAAACUUCAUCAUGUUGCGAGCCUAUCUAAUACGUAAAUCCGGUGUCUUGAUGGAAAAAUACAGGCCCUGUUGUUAGUCUUGGAUUCAAGAAGGCCUUGAUUAGAGUUGUGACCAGACUAAUUUUAUUGAUUCCGGUGAUUUGAUUAUAAGCAUGUAAGAGUUCUCUGUAGAUAUGCUUCCACUGGAUUCCAUGUCAUGGACUUCGACGAUUAGAAAUCUUUGUUUAAAUGCAAAACACCAAGAAGUUUUGUCCCUUUUUGUUCAGAAGUUCCAAUGCUCAUCAGGCUUUCAAGCUGAUAGCCACACUUUUGCUGCUGUUUUCAAAUCAUGUGCUGCCCUUUUUGCUAUCAAUGUAGGAAGGGCACUUCAAGGUUAUGCAGUGAAACAGGGGGAAUUAGCAUGCCAAUCCGUGUACAAGGGAUUGCUGAACUUGUAUGCCAAAUGUGGUGCUUUUGAUGAAUGUUGGAAAUUAUUUGAACAGUUGGAUCACCGUGACGUUGUUACCUGGAACAUAAUCUUAUCUGGGUAUUGUGGGUCUCAAAUACAUGAUAUUAAGGCUAUGAGAUUGUUUGUUAAGAUGCAUGCAGAGGGGGAGGUGAAGCCAAGUGCUAUUACAAUUGCUAGCAUUCUUCCUGUAUGUGCUCGUGUAGGGCGAGGUGUUGUUGGGAAGAGUAUACAUUCCCAUAUUAUGAAAUCUGGACUGGAAAGGGAUACACUUGUUGGAAAUGCUCUCAUAUCUAUGUAUGCCAAAUCUGAGCAGCCACAGUACGAUGCAUAUGCUGCAUUUAACAGCAUUAUUCACAAAGAUGUUGUUUCAUGGAAUGCUAUAAUAUCUGCUUUAGCAGAAAAAAAUUUAAUGUUUGAUGCAUUACAAUUGUUUAGUCUGAUGCUGGAAGAACCCAUAGAACCAAACUAUAUAACAAUUGCAUGUAUUUUACCCGUUUGUGCUUCCUUCAGUAAGUAUGUUUCCUACAGGUUUGGAAAAGAGAUCCAUGGUUUUGUACAGCGUAGGACUAAAUUGAUGGAAGAUAUUUCUGUUUGCAAUGCAUUGAUGAACCUUUAUUUGAGGGUUGGACAGAUGGAAGACGCAGAGAUUUUGUUCUCGCACCUGAAGCAGAGAGACUUAGUUUCAUGGAAUACUAUAAUUUCUGGAUAUUCAUUAAAUGACGAGUGGUUGGAAGCUGUAGAUCAUUUUUGCAAGUUACUGUGCUUAGGAAUUGAGCCAGAUUCGAUAACUUUAAUUAGUGUUUUACCUUCUUGUGCAUACUCCCAAAACUUGCAAAUGGGGAAAAUGAUUCAUGGCUAUAUUCUUCGUCAUCUUAUCUUGAGUGAAGAUUCAGCAGUUGGAAAUGCUUUAGUUAGCUUCUAUACAAAAUGUUAUGAUGUAAAAUCAGCAUUUCAUUCAUUUUCCUUGAUUUCUAGUAAAGAUUUGAUAUCUUGGAACUCAAUGCUUAAUGCUUUUGCAGAUUUUGGAAAUUAUACUCAAUUCCUGCAUCUCCUUGACUGGAUGCUGCAGGAAAGAUUCAAACCUGAUCAUUUUACUAUCUUGAGUAUAAUCAGUUUUUGCAUUACAGUCUUAGGAGGGUGGAAAGUUAAAGAGAUGCAUUGCUAUUCAAUUAGAGCUUGUUUCUUUGAAGGUGAUUCCGGUUCUACUAUACUCAAUGCUCUUCUUGAUGCAUAUUCAAAAUGUGGUAAUAUAGAUUAUGCUUUAAAGAUUUUUGAAAGCUCAUCAGGAAAAAGAAACUUGGUGACGUGCAAUUCAAUGAUUUCGUGCUAUGUUAACUGUAAGUCACCCAGUGAUGCACUUACGAUAUUUGCUGGUAUGUCUGAGACUGAUCUUACCACCUGGAAUCUGAUGAUGCGGGUUUAUGCUGAAAAUAAUAGUCCUUUUGAUGCUCUCAGUCUUUUCCGUAGGUUGCAAUCUGAGGGUAUGAAACCUGACGCAGUGACUAUUAUGAGCCUCCUUCCCCUAUGCAAUGAAAUGGCAUCAUUCCGCCUGUUAAAAGAAUGUCAUGGAUACUCAAUUAGAUCCUGUUUUGAGGAUGUAUACUUAGACGGAGCCUUACUUGAUGCAUAUGCAAAAUGUGGAGUUGUAGGUUGUGCUUAUAAGCUUUUCCAAUCGAGUUCUCAAAAGGAUUUAGUUAUGUUCACAUCGAUGAUAAGUGGGUAUGCCAUGCAUGGGAUGGGAGAGGAGGCACUCAAGGUUUUCACUAACAUGCUCGAGUCGGGUGUUAAGCCAGAUCAUGUGGUCAUGACCUCCAUUUUAUCUGCUUGUAGUCAUACUGGUCUUGUAGAUCAAGGUUUGGACAUAUUUCAGUCGAUGGAGGAGGUUAAUCAUAUCAAACCUACCAUGGAACACUAUGCUUGUGUGGUGGAUCUCCUUGCACGAGGAGGCCGAAUCGCCGAUGCGUAUUCUUUUGCGAUCAGGAUGCCUAUUAAGCCUGAUGCUAAUAUAUGGGGGACACUGUUAGGUGCCUGCAAGACUCACCAUGAAGUGGAAUUGGGCCUUGUUGUGGCAGAGCAACUGUUUGAAACUAAAGCUGAUGAUAUAGGAAACUAUGUAGUUAUGUCAAACCUAUAUGCUGCAGAUGCUAAAUGGGAGGGGGUCCUGGAGGUAAGAAAGCUGAUGAAAGAGAAGGAAUUCAAAAAACCACCAGGUUGCAGUUGGAUUGAAGUGGAAGGAGAGAAGCACUUUUUUUUAGCAGGAGAUUCUUUGCAUCCUCAAAGAAACUUAAUUUAUAAUCUGUUAAGUAUAUUGCAUCAGCAAAUUAAAAGGGCAGUUGAUAUAACUUGAUGAGCAAUUAAAUUUUGAUAUGUUUUGAAAUGUUAUUUAUAUGGGCACUAUAGGUGGUUGUCACAA